Messenger RNA from Drosophila nasuta, 3263 nucleotides. RefSeq names its product Dpt-YFP repressor by overexpression (gene Dyro). The transcript is spliced from 4 exons. The coding region runs from base 495 to 2306 and encodes 603 amino acids. The record is from RefSeq and is a predicted model, not a curated record. NCBI's taxonomy places the organism in Eukaryota, Metazoa, Arthropoda, Insecta, Diptera, Drosophilidae.
AAUGCUUUUGGAGAGACGUAAACGGCAGCAGCAGCAGCAAGGUUGCUUCAUGUUUCGCAAGGCGGGGGCCGGGGGCGUGCCAAGUGACGAACUUACGGCCAACAAACAACAGCAGCGGCAACAACAACAACGGCGGCAACAGCAACUGGCCCGUUUGGAGCAGCGCGCAUGCCACACACAGUUUAAAUAUGUGAAAUUAGUACAAAUCGUGAUUUCAACAGCGAACGACCGACGACGAACGACGAAGCGGCGAAAACAACAACAACGAACGUGUGUCGGGGGAUCGUAACGUCAACGUUUCGAGUGGCAACAGCAGCAGCAGCAGCAAUAACAACAACACCGUCACGUCACGUCGCACCUUGCGCGCGCGCGCACUUUACAACCCCCCACAAAACAACCCCACCACACACAUAAAAGAGAGAGAGAGAGAGACAGACAGAAGGAACUCAGCAACUUCCUUGCUUCCCCCAGCAACAACUUUCACCACACACACAAUGUCCAGCAGCGGCGCCGCAGCGCAGUACAAACUUGACGCCAACUCCAAUGCCAUCGUUUUGAUUACGGACGCUGCUGGCGCUGUCGCAGCGCUGCCACCGUCACCGUCAGCACCUGGCGAUCGCAUCGAAUGGUCGCGCGCCACAAUAUUGGGAUUCAUCGAGGACUAUCGACGUCAGCGCGUCCUUUGGGACCCCAACACGAAAGGCUAUCACAUCAAACAAACAAAAUACGAGGCGUUAAAGCUGCUGAGUGAGAAAUAUGGCACCGAAAUACGUUCGAUACGUUCGAAAAUUAAAUCGCUGCGCUCGUCAUUUCAUCGCGAGCAUGGCAAGGUGCUCAAUGGACGCAAUCGUGGUGUGCAUUAUCAGCCCAUGUGGUUUGCCUAUGAAGCGAUACGUUUCAUCUUGGAUGGUGACGUCGACGUCGACAGCAACGUCGCUGCCUUGGAUGCUGCUGCUGUCGUUGAGCCGGUUGCUGUUGAUUCGGAAGCGGCUGAUAAACUAGCCCUAAUGCAUAGCCUAGAUUUGGAACAGCUGACAGCUGCUGGCAAACAGCAACAGGUUGUUGAGCAGCAGCAGCAGCAAAGCGAAGAGUUCGCUGCUCGCGUCGCUGCUGCCGUCGCAGCUGUGGCAGCCGCUGCGGCAGCGAAUAUCAGGGAACGGGAUCAUCAUUUGCUGCUGGAUACCAACAACGAUGCAGCGACCUCCGAAGCUAACUCAAAUGGAUGUGCGGGCGUUGGCAGCGACGCGACUGCAGCAGCAGCAGCAGCGGACGCAGCAGCAACUGCAUCAGUCUCAGCAGCCGUGACACGUUCCUCUUCCGAUUUGGACGGCGAGAAUUAUUGCAAUAUUAGCGCCGAAGAUGUGAAAACUGAAAUUAUUGAGCAUGAAAGUGAGCUGGGACUGCUCGAUCGUCAGACGAGCACACCGCUAUCGCUGAGUUACUUCAAGCCCACGGAUCUGACGUACAAUCCUCGGAAGCGCAAGGCGCAGAAUCCGAUGGAUGACAAUGAUGAUGGUGGCAGUGAUUGUGGAGUGGGAGAUGCUGCUGCUGCUGCAGCUGCAGCUGGGCCUGCCGGUGUGGGCGUUGGCAUCGUUGGGGGCGUGGUUGGGGCGCUGACACUGACGCCAAUCAAAUCAUCAUCGAUGCAGUCGCAGUCGCAGCCGCUGUCGUCGCAACAGCAGCAGCAGCUGCAGCUGAACCACAGUCAGAUAGCAUUUCAUGCACUGCAACAACACUUUAGCCACAGCCACAAUCUCAGCCACAGCAGCCACAAUGGCAAUGGGCAUUCACAGCAGCACUUCCAUCCCCAUCAUCAUCAGCAGCGGCAGCAACAACAUUCCAAUAACAUGGCACAAAAACGUGAUCGUGAUCGUGAUCUCUCUUCCUCGCCAACUGAGGCCAACAACAACAGCAACAACAACAACAACAACAACCACAGCAGCAGCAGCAAUAGCAACAAUAAUAAUAAUCGUAAUUCGUCCACAUCCUUGGAGCUGACAACAGCGACAGCAGCAACAACCAGCAACAGCAGUAGCAGCAGCAGCGGCAUAUCCUCAAGCCUCAAGCUCAGCACCAACGCCAACAACAACAACAGCAGCAGCAACAACAUCAGCAGCAAUCAUGUGGAUGAGUAUGGAGUGUUUGGGGAAUACGUGGCCAUCACCAUACGUAAGCUAAAGACAUCAAAGUCAAAGAUUGUGGUCAAGCAUCUGAUCAAUAAUCUGCUCUACGAAGCAGAGCUGGGUAAAUAUGAUCAGGGCAUGCCAGCCUCCAAGGAGCCGCCGCAGCUCUACAAGAUGCAAUAGUCGAUAGUUAUCGAUAUCUAGUACGCGGCUUGUAGUUAACAAAAACAAAAAAAAAAAAGAAGAAAACAAAACAAAGCAAAACAAUAUUAUGAUAAAGAAAGAAAAACAAAUGAGGGGUAUCCAAUCCAGAGAACGCACUAGUCAGCAAAAUCAGAGAGCGAGCGAGUUAAUUGUGGAUAAGGGGGAUAAGGGGGAUUUAGCCAAGCGCAUUUCAUUCAGGGACAAAGACCAUUUAAGUACUUUAUACACUAAACAUACAAAUUAAGCAUACGUAGUGAGAGAGGAGAACAUAUCAACAACAAUUGUGAAUGAUAUCAGUGAAAAUCAGUCAGCAACCCACGAAGAACAGCAAAAUGUCAACAUACCAUUAAAUGAAUUAAAUAUUACCAUAUAUACAUAUAUAUAUAUAUAUACAUUUGUACUAUAUAUUAUUAUAUACAAGAAUUUUUUCAGUUCAGUUUUCAGUUUUUAGUUUUGUUUUUUUUUUUUACGUUUAUUUACAAUUUAAUUUUGGCAAUAACACUUUUUGAACUCAGGUGCCUUUAUUUUUCGUAGUCAUUUAAGCGUUGUUAUCUUAUGCAUUAAUGAAUCAAUCAAUACACAUAUGUAUGUACACAUACCCUUACAUAUUUACAUAUAUUUUCAAUAUAUAGUCGUAGUAGAAUCUACGUUGAAUCAGCAACGAAAAACUGUAGCCACAAUAUUAAUGUAUAUAAUUAUUAAGUCAAUUAAUUCUCUUACGGAUCGGAUCAUAUGCGAAAUGCUAAAACUUAUACUAUGCAUAUGCAUCCAACUUAAAGCGCUUUGUACAUAUUAUAUGUAGAAUGGAGGAAGCGAAACAAAACCACUUUGUAAUAAUUAUUUCAUAAGUAUCUAUUACCAAUUUUGUUACUGAAACUAAUUUGAAUUGAUCUAAAGUUAACUAAUAAAAAGAACACUGUUGAAUUAUUUCAUUUU